AGUCUGGGCAUGCUCUGGGGUGGGUACCAAAGCAAAGAACACUAGCUGCGCUUGGCCAGGCUGGCGGCGGUGGAAGGAGAGGCUGACACCCAUGUGCGUUCAUUGGGACAUUUAUGGACUUGGCAGCUCUCCCACAGCUCGGCGCUAAGACUAGAUGGAGGCAGGAUGGCGGGACCAUGGCCGGCAUCCGUGCUGCAGCACCUGCCACAGGAUUCCUGGCAGCUUUUGGGGAAGCAGUUUUGGAAGUGUUACAUUAGGCACAGCCUGCACCUACCUUCAGACCUUGGAUACCCCCCAUGUUGGCCCUGAGGUCAUCUGGUCCACCCUGUUUCCAGCCAAGGUCCCUCACAGAUGGAAUUUGGUGCACGCCAGACAUAUGCCAUGGCCUGGUCUUCCCUCCACCUCAGGAUCUUCCCUCCACCUCCGGAUACCUGGGAUGGCAGGUGCCUUGGAAGACUCACAGUAUACCGUCAAGUUCAGUGGCUCGCUGCGGCUGACGCUGACGGGGUUCCACACCUCGCACUGGUAGGCACCUGCCUCCUCCCUGCGGACGCCAUGCCGGGUCAGCAUCCUGCCAUCGGGGGACAUGCCCAAGCGGACGGCAACUGGCAGAGCGUCACCAUUGAAGAACCAGCGGACCUCAGCGGGGCUGGGGCUGCUACAGACGAGACGAAGGGUAUCCCUACGCUCCACCAGCGCAGUGUCGUUGGCCAUGACCGUGGGAGGGGCCAGGAUCUCUAUGGGCGGAGCGAGAGACAGAGGGGGAGGGGAGGGGCACCUCCUGUCCCCGGGCAAGAAGUACCACCAAGCUGUACUUCUGUACCCCCGAGCCAUAGUGACAAAGAAGGGCUUUGGAAGACAGUUAUCAUCCUGGAAGCCAGAAUGGAGAAGGUGAGCAUUUUUGUGUUGAUUUAGGCACCCCCACACCCAACUGUAAAAGCAUCUUUAAGAGCUGGCAAGAUGGUUCAGUGGGUAAAAGUGCUUGCCACCAAACCUGA
Molecule: messenger RNA, 998 nt
Organism: Mus musculus (house mouse)
Lineage: Eukaryota; Metazoa; Chordata; Mammalia; Rodentia; Muridae
Product: predicted gene, 19345
Exons: 4
Coding region: 155-529 (124 amino acids)
Source: RefSeq, marked validated